AUGCACAAACUCGGCUGGAAAUUCACGAGGAGACGCGGACGCUUUGAAUCCAAACCUCCGGCGCAGCUUGCCGCACAAGUGACACUGGCCAACGCCACGAAAGCAGCUAAAUACGGCGAGGCUAUAGACACCAGCCGAUUCCAAAUACCCCCGUGGGACCGUAGCGUUGAAGUCUCUUGGACCAGGCAGCCUCCGGCCACAGAUACUGAGGACUCGGCGGGCGAGGCGGCGUUUGAGGGAAACCUGAUCCGUCUGGCGAGCCACAGACUCCAAGUAGAGGGUAACUCGCCAACUCCCACAACUAGAAGCACGCAGGAAGGCCAUGUCACAGGCCGCGUGGACCAGACCGCUCAAUCAAAGAAAAGAAUCGCAAACGCCAAAAGCGUCUAUUUCCAGCUUCCCAAUGCCGUGCGGUUCAAGAUUACGAAGUACAUCGUCCAGAGCUACAGCCACCACGAUCAUGACAGGCCCAUCCGCAUGAACAAGCGGUCAUUUCUCCGGCCAUGUUGGCCGGUGGACGAGCCGAGACCGGGCCAGAGCUCUCCAACAGACUCGUUCGAGAGCUUGGAGAGCGUUCUGGGCUCGCUGCAUAACUACAUGUCUGUCUGCUCCGCCAUGCGGGCCGACGUGCUGGCAACCCUGUUCCUGACCCGCCGCUUCCACGUCGUCUACGCGCUCGGCGUGACGGAGACCCUGCAGCCAGCGGCUACCAGGUACAUGGAUAUGUACGGCCCGCUGAUGUCGUCGAUCACGCUCGAGGUGGACUUCACCAAACUCGGCGGGAGCUGGCAGCCCGAGGCCGCCAAUCUCAACGCCCUGAUCGGGCUGGCCAACGUCAAAACGCUGGUGGACAGAUUCGUAACCAGCCAACUAACGCGCCCAGCAUCCAAUCCACUUCGCGACCUCCGCCUGCUCGUGAGGCGGUACUACGGCCUCCGCCCUGAUGCACCCCCGCCGCCUCGUCACAGCACCCCACCCGCAACCAACUCCGCACCCAGCAGACGCAGACGAAGACAACCGCCCGCCUCCUCCCGACAAGAAUUACAAUCAGAUCCGGAAUCAACAGCCUACACCCCCACAACCCACCUCGCGCACACCCUCUCCCCGCUUAAAUCCCUCCGCCCCGUCGUCACCGGCCUGACCAUAACCGGCGCCACCGCCGCCUUCACCGCCGACCUGCUCUCCACGUUCACCACACGCCACAGCCAAACCGACAAGCACAAUCCCACCGCCUCCACCACCAGCACAUCCCAGCUGCUCGCCGCCAGUCCGGCUCGUCACCUGCAGUAUGGCGCUGGCGGUGCCGGCUGGAAUAUCCCCUCCUGGCGGGGCAGCGGGCGGUGGUGA
This is a messenger RNA of Thermothielavioides terrestris NRRL 8126, 1347 nucleotides long. RefSeq lists its product as uncharacterized. The transcript is spliced from 2 exons. Bases 1 to 1347 code for a protein of 448 amino acids. The record is from RefSeq and is a predicted model, not a curated record. Lineage: Eukaryota; Fungi; Ascomycota; Sordariomycetes; Sordariales; Chaetomiaceae.